GAUUAAUAUGCAAACUCUCCAACAAAAAAAAAGUUAUUUUAUGCUUUAGCACUAAAUAGCUUCUUCACCGACGGUUUGCUCUUCCUCACUCUGCGACGCGUUCUCUCAAUCACUGAAUCACUCACUCUCUCAACAAACCCCAAAGAGCUAACCUUUCUUCGAUUCUCCCUCUUAGCCAACGCUCGAGAACAUAUUCACAACCCUAAAGUUCCCACCUUUGCCCAGAUUCGCCGAGAUCUAAUCCCUUCUCCCCCGAUUCGAUUUCAAUUCAAUAUGCCGACGAACGACGAAGAAACCGCGAAUCCAAUCACAACAGAUCCAAAGCACGAGACUUGGCGCAGCCUCCUCCUCCGCCAAGCCUCCGUCUACGGCGUCGCCGCCGGCUACUGCAUCUCCGCCUCCCUCCUCUCCAUCAUCAACAAAUGGGCCAUCACCAAGUUCCCCUACCCCGGCGCCCUCACCGCUCUCCAGUACCUCACGAGCUUCGCCGGCGUCGUCCUCUCCUCCCAGCUCGGCCUCGUCGAGCACGACCCGUUGACCCUCUCCACCAUGUGGAGGUUCCUCCCCGCGGCGAUGAUCUUCUACCUCUCCCUCUUCACCAACAGCGAGCUCCUCCUCCACGCCAACGUCGACACCUUCAUCGUCUUCCGCUCCGCCGUCCCCAUCUUCGUCGCCGUCGGUGAAACCCUCUUCCUCCACCAGCCGUGGCCUAACGUCAGGACCUGGGGAGCUCUGGCCACGAUCUUCGGAGGGAGCUUUCUUUACGUCUUAACCGAUUAUCAGUUCACGGUGGCUGCGUACGCUUGGGCGGUGGCGUAUCUUGUCUCUAUGACGAUAGACUUUGUGUACAUCAAGCACGUGGUGAUGACGAUUGGGCUGAACACGUGGGGGCUCGUGCUUUAUAACAACCUCGAGGCGCUUCUUUUGUUUCCGAUCGAGUUGCUUAUAAUGGGGGAGUUGAAGAGGAUUAAGCACGAGAUUACGGUAGAGUCUGAUUGGUAUGAGAUGGAAGUGGUGUUGCCUGUGGGGCUGUCGUGUUUGUUUGGCUUGGCGAUUUCCUUUUUUGGAUUCUCGUGUCGGCGAGCUAUCUCCGCGACGGGGUUUACGGUUCUUGGGAUUGUGAAUAAGUUGCUGACGGUUGUGAUUAAUUUGGUGGUGUGGGAUAAGCAUUCGACGUUUGUGGGGACUUUGGGGUUGUUGAUUUGUAUGUUUGGUGGGGUUAUGUAUCAGCAGUCGACUGUCAAGAAACCGACACAAGAAGCUAAACCGCAACAAGAGCAAGACGAGGAAGAAGAGAAGUUGCUGGAGAUGGCGGAGAACAAGGAGAGUAGUGACAGCAUUGUUGAAGUAAAGGAGGGUGUGAAGUCAGAAGAGGAAGUAUGAAUCAUAUCCAUCUAGUGAAGAUGUUUUUUUUUCUGGUUUAUUUUUUCUGAGUAAAGAACUAUAUUUGUAGUUAGUGGUUAUGCAAUUCUUUUGUAACUAGGAGGUAUAAGAGUGCUGCUUUAUUUUUGUGGUUGAAGUAAGAACAUGCUCCAGAAGUGGAAUAAUAUUGUUUUCUUGUUUACAUU
This is a messenger RNA of Brassica oleracea var. oleracea, 1568 nucleotides long. RefSeq names its product GDP-mannose transporter GONST3. Gene Ontology annotation, cellular component: Golgi apparatus. Gene Ontology annotation, molecular function: antiporter activity; GDP-fucose transmembrane transporter activity. NCBI's taxonomy places the organism in Eukaryota, Viridiplantae, Streptophyta, Magnoliopsida, Brassicales, Brassicaceae. The transcript has a single exon. Bases 274 to 1383 code for a protein of 369 amino acids. The record is from RefSeq and is a predicted model, not a curated record.